GCGGACCAAUGGCGUCCGCCCUUGUCCUCGGCCACGCCUCCUCCCCAGGCGUGGGCGCGUGACCGCUCCAUCCCGCCGAUGCGCGCUCCGGGAUCCCCGCCCCCUCCGCGUGCGCAGCUCCCCGCUGCCGCCGCCGCCGCCAGUAACCUGCGCCGCCAGGAUGUGGCUGGGGGCUGACGUCGGGUCCAGAUGUGGCCCCGGCCCCGCCCACCCCCGGGGCCGGGCCGCCCACACCGAGCCGCGGCGCGCGCGGUGGCUGUCCCGCCUGCCACAAUGCGCGGCGAGGCUGCGGCCGCGACUUGGCGCGGUCGUCCCUAACGUCGCCACUCAGCAUCCUUAGGACAGGCCUCCCCUGACGCCCCGCGGGGACCCCACUCGCCCGCGCCCCCCAUGCGCUCACUCUUCGGUGCCCAGCCAGGCGGGCGCCUCGCAGACGCGGAGCCGCGCGGGUGACGGCAGAGGCGGCUGCGCGCCCAGCCCAGCCCGCGGAGAGGGCGCGCCGCGCCCCCGCCCCCCGCCAGCUCUCCGGAGGCCGUGGGUGCGGAUGCGCCGCUGACGACUCGCAGCGACCAGCAGUGCCGCCCGCCCGCCGGCCGGAGCCCGCAGCAUGGCAGCCGCCGCCUAUGUGGACCACUUCGCCGCCGAGUGCCUCGUGUCCAUGUCGAGCCGCGCGGUCGUGCACGGGCCGCGGGAGGGGCCGCAGCCCGGACCCGAGGGCGCGGCCGCUGUCGCCACGCUGCCCCGCGUCGAAGAGCGCCGCGACGGCAAGGACAGCGCCUCGCUCUUCGUAGUGGCGCGGAUCCUGGCGGACCUUAACCAACAAGCGCCGGCGCCCGCCCCCGCGGAGCGCAGAGAGGGCGCCGCGGCCCGGAAGGCGAGGACCCCCUGCCGCCUGCCGCCCGCGCCCCCACCCGCCCCCGAGCCCGCCUCCCCCGGCGCCGGUGGCGCGGCGGCCGCGCCCCUCAGCCCGGCGUGGAGCGAGCCCGAGCCCGAGCUCGAGCCCGAGGCGGGGCUGGAGCCGGAGCGAGAGCCGGGGCCCGCGGGGAGCGGCGAGCCCGGCCUCAGACAAAGGGGCCGGCGGGGUCGAAGUCGCGCCGACCUCGAGUCCCCGCAGAGAAAGCACAAGUGCCACUACGCGGGCUGCGAGAAAGUUUACGGGAAAUCCUCGCACCUCAAGGCGCACCUGAGAACUCACACAGGUCAGUGGGGCGGCCCGGGGCCAGUGCGAGUUGCCCGGCCACGCCCCCGGAGCCGCCGACGGGUAGCGAGGGGAGAUCGGGCCGGGAACGGUCGGGGCCUCGCCCCUUUCCCAGCCGCUUGGGGCUGCGGGCGACACCCCGUGCACCGCGCGAGGCGGGUCCCGGCGCUGGGAGCCGGCGCCCGCCCGGCGACCGCGCCCCCGCCGGGCACGCCCCCUCUCCGGGCGCGCUCGGGCGGGGCCGCGGGGGCGAUUGUCGUCAUCAGGGCCGGGGCCGGGGGCGGGGACCCCGCCCAGGCCGGGGGGCGCAAGGGCAG
Physeter macrocephalus (sperm whale) is the source of this 1515-nucleotide messenger RNA. RefSeq names its product Krueppel-like factor 13. Gene Ontology annotation, biological process: regulation of transcription by RNA polymerase II. The annotation marks the transcript as partial. The transcript has a single exon. Lineage: Eukaryota; Metazoa; Chordata; Mammalia; Artiodactyla; Physeteridae. Gene Ontology annotation, molecular function: RNA polymerase II cis-regulatory region sequence-specific DNA binding; DNA-binding transcription factor activity, RNA polymerase II-specific. The record is from RefSeq and is a predicted model, not a curated record.